Molecule: messenger RNA, 2445 nt
Organism: Durio zibethinus
Lineage: Eukaryota; Viridiplantae; Streptophyta; Magnoliopsida; Malvales; Malvaceae
Gene: CW7
Product: CW7
Source: RefSeq, a predicted model, not a curated record
AAGCUUUUUACCGUUUUUCAAUUUUCUUUUUCCGUUUUAAAUCGAAAGAAAGAGUCGUCUCUUUUUCUCUCCCUCACGCCUCAGCAGCGACUUACUGCUACGCGGAUCAACCUCGCGCCAGCUUUAAAUACCUUGAAAUCUGGUCAUAAAUUCCCCAAUCCAUCGUCGAAAUCUUCAAAAAAGGCACUACAUUUAACGGCACAUUAAUUUAAAAUUCAAUCCACAGAACCGCACCUCAUCAACCGCUCAAAGAAAAAAAAAAGCCAUGAUCCGCAUUGGUGAAGAAACCCCUUCCAGGUUUGAGUUACUGAGCAUGGUUAAAAAGCACUCGAAUUUGUUGGGGAAAACGACGGUGGAAGAACAAGAUGCUUCCGACGUUGAAAUGGACGGCCAAUUUUGGCACGAUGUCUUCGAUUUGUAUUUCGUUCGGGGUAAGGAAUCGAGGGGACGCCAAGACGAUGAUCUCAUAUUUUUCGUCAGAAAAUGGAGGGGACAAGGUUUUAAUGAUAACGACGACGAUGUCGCUCCGUACUUUGUACGCAGGUGGGCACCUGAGUUGGAUAAGUUAGUUGGUGAGAGUAUAUCGGAGGUGGAUUGGAGGCGCUCAUUCUACUUGAACAUGGUUGCCCAUACUUCGUACACUGUAACCGUAGCGAUUUGCAGUCACGAUGUCCUUAGACAUCAUCAAGUGGGGCAAGAUACACCAUUGUCUGCUAUCUACAAGGUUGUGAAGACUGUUUAUGCAUCUCCCAGCCGAGUAAAUUUUCAUUUGGACUCAAAAAAGGAAGUAGAGACAACACCUGCCUAUCCAGACAUAUGUUUCGCAAUAGACGAUUUUGACUCCACUUUUGAUGCAGUGGUCUUGACAGAUAUGGAUCAUUGCUAUUGUGUGCUUCUUAAUGCACAUGAAGGGGCAGCAUUUCCUAAUGAAAAGGAUACAAAUGAUAGCAGUUCUAGCAACAAAUUACCAUUGAGAGUAGAUACUAAUUCUAUGAAGACAAAAAAUAGUAAGCUUACACUUUUUUCUGGAUUUGUGAGCUAUCAAAUGGUUCGGGAUGCAUAUGAUGCUGGGAGUUCUCGAUUUGGAAGUCUUCUGUCAAUUGGUCAUUCCCCUGGCAAAACAGACAGACUUUACAUGAAAGGUCCUGGAGGACGUGGGGAAGUUGAAGUGGCUGUUUCUGGUGUUGCAGACCAAAGCAAGCAAGAUUCGGGUCCAUUUUCACCAGUUAUGUCGAAAAGGGGUUUCGGGCUUGGCUCAAUUGUUCGUAAAGCAGCUUCUGUUGCAUCUGUGGCAGCAAAGCAUGCUUAUGCAGCAGCUGCUGCCACUUCAACUUCUGAUGAAGAGAUGAUACCUCUGAAAUGCUGCUUAAUGUCUAUAACAUUGCCUUGGGAACACAUUGCUUAUGAUCUUUUGUUCAAGGGAAGUCCUCCAGUGAACUUGUAAAUGUCUUGUAUUUCUUGUUGCCAAAAUCUGCGAAACAGAUGAGUAGAUGCAACCUGCAGAAGGAAAAAGCAUUCAAGAGGUAUACUAGCAAAAAAUGUCCAAAAAAUCCCACCUUCCAGAGCACGAAAGGAAAUUCUCUCUCUCUCCCCACUAUAUUUGUGUGGGGUUGAGUGUCUUAAGGCUGUAUGAUGAAAUAUUGUAUAAUAUUAAUUGUAGAUGCUAGUCUGUUCUUUAUGCUACUUCAUUGUAUCAGAUUCUUUUUACAUUCCUAAAGGAUGAAAAGGUUUUACGUUCAACUUUCCUAACUGUUCUAUGGCAAAGGCUAUCACUUGGCAUUAAUCCUUCCAUUUGCAUACGAAUUGUUUCUCUUUGCAGUAUUGAGCUAACCCUAGAAGUUUUUAAAAUACUCGAGGAGUGUCAGUUUCCAUAUAUGUUCUCUUCGAGUGUCAAAGGUACUUAUCCUUUCUUAAUUGCUGUUAUGGUUCUUUUUCUCAUUGGCCAACCAGUUCAAUUUUGUGUUCGGUGCUUUACUUUGGCUUUCCAUACUAUCAAAUUUACUUUUGCCAAAACUAGUUAAAUUAUGCAGUCUAUAACUAGACAACUGCUUGGAAAAACUUAGAUUUGCAUCACUUUUGAUUUGAUCUUUUGUGGACUGUGGUUGCCUUGUCUUUAAACUCGAUAUAUUUUUGAGAACCAGUGUUGGCCUCUGAAAAUAAACAAAGGGCAAUGAGAUUUCAACAUUUCAGCUUUUGGGUGCACAUGGGAGAGACAUAGAGAGAGAGUGAGAGGCUCCACUGGGUUUGCCUGCUUCCGAAGUAAUACUCAAUUAUAGCAAAGGGCUUCUGGUGUUGGGACGCGUGGCUAUAGGCUAUUGGCUUUUAAACAAUUGCUUCGUCUUAUAAAACUCCAAAAGGACUGUUUUAUUGAGGGAAAUGUUGACGCUUCAGUUGUGCCAUAAGACAUGAACUACUUUUGGUUCGUUAACUAUAGCCUAUUUAAAA